Penicillium salamii is the source of this 702-nucleotide messenger RNA. The record is from the annotation of a GenBank genome assembly. NCBI's taxonomy places the organism in Eukaryota, Fungi, Ascomycota, Eurotiomycetes, Eurotiales, Aspergillaceae.
AUGGAUGAUACAAGCCAAGAAUUCCAAGUGCUCUUCAGCGCCAUGUCCGCCUUCGUGACAGACUGCAUGUCGGGCCAUGACCCGUCGCACAACCCAGCACAUGUUCACAGAGUGGUGGCACUCGCGAAUAAAAUCCUGAAAGCAGAGCGCGUCUUGAACCCGACAACACAAUACGAUGGAGCAGUCGUCAAGCUGGCUGCACUCCUGCACGACAUUGGAGACAGGAAGUACUUGUCAAAAUUGGACGCAACACCUGGUAGUGAAGCUCCAGAUCCAGCAACUAUGGUCCAGUAUGCUCUGCUUGCACGUGGUGCAUCGUCAGAGUUGGCGUCCCGCGUUCAAACGAUCGUGUCGCAUGUGUCCUAUACCACCGAGUGCAAGGAUCCGUCUGCGAUCCGCCGGUUGAUCGACGAAGAAGGCUUCGUGGAGCUUGGAGUUGUGCAGGAUGCAGACAGGUUAGAUGCUAUCGGAGCCAUCGGUAUUGGGAGGUGUUUCACUUUCCUUGGUGCUGUCGGGAAGAAAUAUUGUGUUGAUGGCAAAUGGGAGAUGGAUAAUUCCAUCGAACAUUUCGAGGAUAAGCUGAUCAAGCUUGAGGGGAUGAUGAAGACUUCCACGGGACGAGAGAUGGCCAAAGUGCGGACGGAGAGAUUGAAGGUCUUUGCGGGAUGGUGGGAAGAAGAGAUGAGUUUGACCUCUGCUUGA